UCAAACUGCAAACUCCUAUAGAAGUCCAUGGCAACCGUACGUGGCAUACCAAUCUCCAAUAACGUUGUUGUAUGGCCACUUCAGUGUUUCAUCAUUAUCCUAGUAUUUGUUUGUUCCUAUAAUUCUUUAGCAAUUCCAUCUACUUCUUCAGCAACAAUUAGAGAAGCUGAUGCCCUUCUGAAAUGGAAGGACAGCCUUGAUAUUCAUCCCACUCAUUCUCGUCUAGCCUCUUGGAAUCUCAAUUCCACCUCGUCACCUUUAAAUAAUUCUUCUUAUCGCUACCAAAAUAACAGCUCCUGCCACUGGUUUGGGAUCAUUUGCAACAAGCUUGGAAGUGUCAUCAAGAUUGAUCUUGAAAGCAGUGAUCUGAGAGGUACGCUUCAAUAUUUCAACUUCUCCUCUUUUCCUAGCUUACUCACCGUUAACCUGUAUAACAAUUCCCUUUAUGGAAGUAUCCCCGGCAAUAUUACCAACCUUUCUACACUCACCCACCUUGAUUUGGGGAACAAUUAUCUCUCUGGAAACAUACCAUCCCAAAUAUGCCUCAUGACAAGUUUGCGUUUCCUUUCUGUGGCUGAAAACCAUUUAGAUGGCUCUGUACCACCUGAAAUAGGUAUGUUGGAGUCUCUUGAGGUGUUUCUUGCUUAUAACAUCAAUAUUUCAGGUUCAAUUCCUGUGUCCAUUGGAAACCUGAGCAGCUUAACAAUCUUGGCUCUUUCUGGUAACAAUAUAAAUGGAUCCAUUUGUCAUGAGAUUGGACAGCUUAAAUCUCUUGUCAUGCUGUUUUUGUAUGAAAACCAUCUUACUGGCUCUAUUCCUAAAUCCAUUGGACAGCUUAAAUCUCUGUCUCUUCUUCAUCUAUGUCAAAACAAUCUUACUGGCUCAAUUCCUAAAACCAUUGCAAACCUUAGCUCCCUAACCAAAAUUUUCUUGUUCGAUAACCAUCUUACGGGAUCCAUUCCUUUAGAAAUGAACAACCUUACCAAUCUUGAACAAUUCCAAUUGCAACAAAACUUCUUGUCUGGCUAUCUUCCAGAGAAUAUUUGUAUGGGUGGGAGGCUUGAAAGAUUUUUAGCUAGUGAUAACUAUUUUGUUGGUUCUAUUCCAAAAAGCAUGAAAAAUUGUAGUUCAUUAGUCCGUGUUUUACUUCAAGGGAAUGAACUAAAAGGAAAUAUAUCGAAAGACUUCGGAAUAUACCCAAACUUGAAAUACAUGGACUUGAGCUACAAUAAUUUUUUUGGAGAACUUACUAGAAACUGGGGACAGUGUCCAAAGCUUGCUAUGCUGAACAUCUCUAACAAUAAAAUUUCUGGCAGGCUCCCUCAUGAACUUGGGGAUGCUACUCAAUUGCAAGAACUUGACCUCUCAUCCAAUCUUCUUGUAGGGAAAAUUCCUAAGGAAUUGGGACACCUAAAAUUGUUGUAUAUUCUCAAACUCAACAACAAUUCCCUUUCUAGCAAUAUUCCUAUAGAGAUUGAAAUGUUAUCUGAACUUGAGAUGCUUGACCUUUCCACUAACAAAUUGAGUGGACCAAUUCCCAUAUAUUUGGAAGGUUGUUCAAAACUACUUCAUUUGAACUUGAGAAAUAACAUGUUCAAUGGAAGUAUUCCCUCCCAACUUGGGACUUUGCACACCCUCAGAAAUCUUGAUCUAAGUCAGAAUUUGCUUGCAGGAGAGCUGCCUUUCGAGCUAGAACAUUUGGAUAUGCUAGAAAUUUUUAACCUUUCGCACAACAAGUUGUCUGGAUCAAUACCAUCCACUUUUAAAGAAUUGAUAAGCUUGACAUUUGUGGAUAUAUCCUAUAAUUUGUUAGAAGGUUCUCUCCCCAACAUCAAAGCCUUUAUUGAGGCCCCAUUUGAAGCACUGGAACAUAAUAAAGGGUUGUGUGGCAACAACACUAGCUUGAAGCCUUGCCCCAUGCUCAAGGAGAAUAACAAUAAAAUUAUAAUAAUAGUUUUAGUCAUGGCGUCUAUAUCUUGCAUUCUAAUUCUAUUAUUUAUCAUUGUUGGAGUAUUGUUUAUUCGUAAAAAAAGAGAAAGGAAUAUGGAUGAGCCAAGACGAACACAAGCGACUGUAACUUUCUUUGAAGCAUGGUGCCAUAAUGGGAAAAAAGUUCAUGAAGAAAUAAUUGAAGCCACAGAGAACUUUAGUUCCAAAUAUUGCAUUGGAGUUGGAGGAUAUGGAAGUGUAUAUAAAGCACUUUUGCCUGCUGGUCAAGUUGUUGCUGUGAAAAAAUUCCAUGAUAAUGGAGGAGUGACUAGUAAUGAAGCUUUCAAAAGUGAAACUGAUGCGUUGACAAGAGCACGCCAUCGAAAUAUCAUUAAGCUUUUUGGAUUUUGUUCACAUACAAAAUACUUAUAUUUGGUGUAUGAGUUUAUGGAAAUGGGGAACUUAGCGAAGAUAUUGAGCGAUAACGUUAAGGCGAUGGAGUUAGAGUGGACAAAAAGGUUAAAUAUUGUGAAAGGUUUAGCCAAUUCCAUAUCUUAUAUGCACUAUGAAUGUUGUCCUGCUAUAAUUCAUAGAGACAUAUCAAGUAAGAAUGUUCUUUUGGACCAUAAAUUUGAAGCCCACAUUUCUGACUUCGGUUCUUCUGUAAGUUUGGAUCCAGAGUCAUCAAAUUGGACUCCAUUUGCAGGAACCUUUGGAUACUCAGCCCCGGAGCUUGCUUACACGACUGAAGUAAAUGAAAAGUGUGACGUGUACAGCUUUGGAGUUGUAAUAUUGGAGGUGAUAAUGGGAAAGCAUCCGGGAGAUAUCAUCUUGUCUCUUUUAGCAUCAUCAUCGUCUUCAUCACCACUACCUACUCAUCAAGUUCUGCUCAAAGAUUUAUUGGAUGAACGCCUCUCACCGCCAACGAAUCAAAUAGCAAGGGAAGUUGUCACUGCUACGCAGAUAGCAUUUGCAUGUCUACAAACAAGAUCACAGUCUCGGCCAACUAUGAAGCAAGUAUCAGAGAAGCUGUCAACUUCAUUACCACUGCCAGAGCCUCUUCAUCUGAUCACAUUGAAGCAGCUGUUUGAUCCACAAUGUUGGACAUCCUGAAAAGUUCCAAAAUUCCUACCUUGUUUAAUGUUCUGUUUGUGAUUUUCUUCUACUCUGUCAUCUUGCUGAACAUUUCCUUUUCCCUUUACCUUCUUUUCCCAACCCUAACUAAUCCUAUGUAUUUAUCAUAUGUGAUGUUUUCAACAAUAUUGAUAUUAUUCUGAAAUGUGAACCAAAGUCAUAUACUUCAUGUACCAUAAAAAUUGCGCAUAGAAAGAUCACAUGCCAAGCAAUAAUCUUGCUUGAUUCAAUGUCAA
Messenger RNA from Ziziphus jujuba (common jujube), 3299 nucleotides. RefSeq names its product MDIS1-interacting receptor like kinase 2-like. Bases 28 to 3042 code for a protein of 1004 amino acids. The record is from RefSeq and is a predicted model, not a curated record. NCBI's taxonomy places the organism in Eukaryota, Viridiplantae, Streptophyta, Magnoliopsida, Rosales, Rhamnaceae. Gene Ontology annotation, biological process: protein phosphorylation. The transcript has 2 exons. Gene Ontology annotation, molecular function: ATP binding; protein binding; protein kinase activity.